CUUGAAAUUACUGACAGCUAUAUUUUUUUUCGUCCUACUUUACGUCCUAGAAAAAAAUUCGUUCUAGUUGGAACUUCGAAAAAUAUAGGUAUCCUGCAUACUACACAUAUAUAUAUUAAUUUUCCUUUACCUCAGAUGAUGCAGAGCAUCGAGGAAGCUGAGCUUCGAAUUUCAGAAAACAAAAAGGCAGAACAAUUACUUCAAUACUUAUUUUACUAUUUUGGUGGUGAUUAUUUAGAAAUCCCAACUCGCAAUGAUAUAGUUGCAGAAAAUGACGAGCAAAAAAAGUCAUAUUUACGAAUUUUUACACUCGGUAGUGGGGAUAGAAAGAAAGCUCUCCAAGCUAUCCAAGAUAACAAUUUCGAAACCGCUUUAGAUGAUAUGUUCUCAUUCCAUCGUAAAAUAGCUAGAGAAAAUGGAAUUGCGAUUUCUGUAGAAGAUCUAAAAAUGAUAAGUGACCGUUUUCCAAUUUCAGCACUUAUGAGAGAUC
Dentiscutata heterogama is the source of this 490-nucleotide messenger RNA. Lineage: Eukaryota; Fungi; Glomeromycota; Glomeromycetes; Diversisporales; Gigasporaceae. The record is from the annotation of a GenBank genome assembly.